CCGGAAGAGGAGUGAGUCGUGACCUCCGUACGUCGGGAGGAAAAAUGAGUGAACAGAGAUGUGAUUGUUCUGCUCUGCCAUUCACACAACUCCAUCCUCGGCUCGUUUCAGUGAGUUAACAGCGACGGAGAGGAGUGGGCGAGCCGUCCAAGAAACGGAAUGUCGCUGCAAACAGAGAGGACCGUCGAUGAUCCGGUGAAGUUCGUCAGGGAUGCUAAAGAGCUAGCCCACUGAGCGACCUGUGUGUUUGUGUGUUUGACAGCUUCUGCGUGUCCGUGUCUCGGCUUUUAUCAGGACGCCAGGUGAAAAGCAUCAGGAUAUAGCCACGUCAGCUACCUGAUACGUCUGUCCCAGUUAACUGCGUGCUUGGUAGAAUACAAAAAAAGAGAGGAAAGACUCGAAUCUUACUGCGACCAUGGCUCCGAUGGGUAUCCGACUGUCCCCGCUCGGUGUGGCGGUGUUCUGCCUGCUGGGAGUCGCCGUCAUUUAUCACCUGUAUGCUGGAGUCAUCUCCAGCCGCCUGUCCGCCUUCAGACAAAAGAGGAAGGUGGAUCUGAGGGACCUGCUGGCCGUCUCAGUGGAAGCUGCUAUACUCGGUGGCAAAGAGGUGAAAAGGGUGCGUGAGUCCAAUACCCUGAACGAGAAGUCGAAGGGAAAGACGAAGGAGGGAGCCAACGACCCUCUGACUAUGGGCGACCUGAUGUCUCAUCGAAAAAUGUUCAAUCUACUGAAGAACACUUUUCCUGAUGUCAAGGUGAACAGUGAGGAGUUUGACACCGUGGUGGAUCCGACCGUGACGUGGAACAGAGACAUACCGGCCGACAUUCUGGACAAGAUCGACGGGGGAAAAGACAUUCCUCCGGAGACCCUCACCGUGUGGAUCGACCCUCUAGACGCAACACAGGAAUACACAGAAAACCUUUCCAAGUACGUGACCACGAUGGUUUGUGUGGCUUUAGAGGGAAAACCAGUGAUCGGCGUCAUCCAUCAGCCAUUCACUGGCUUCACUGCCUGGGCGUACGUCGGUCAGGGUUCCAACAUGCAGCCUCGGUCCUCCUACAGCUCCAGCCCUGCUAAAGUCAUCGUGUCCCGCUCCCACUCCGGGAAAGUUCAAGGCUUCAUUCAUAAAGCUUUUGGGACCAACACGACCAUCAUACCAGCCGGCGGCUCAGGAUACAAGGUGCUGUCCCUGCUGAAGAUGUCUGUGAGUGACGCCAAUCCGAUAGACGAGGCAGAUGUUUACAUCCACGUCACUUUUAUCAAGAAGUGGGACAUCUGCGCCGGGACGGCAAUACUGAAUGCAAUGGGAGGCCACCUGACAACUCUGAAAGGAGAGAACAUUGACUUCAGCGGGUCUCCAUCGAAUGAGGGAGGCCUGGUGGCCAGUGUGGGUCUGGACCAUAAGGCCUUAGUGAAAAGACUACCAGAUCUGGAUUUUGACAAGAACUGAGACUUGAGCCACUGGCGGUUUUGUUGAGGUUUUGAGGAGGGAGGCCGGAUUCCUUCUGUCACUACAAACAUGAACAAGCCUGCAUGAUUUCAUCACUGCGGGACAUCAGAAAUGUACGAACCGGAGCGAAGUGAACCGUUCUCCUCUCCAUGAGAACACACACACCCUAACAGGAGUAGAGGUGCUCCUUCUUCUUCUUCUUCUUCUUCUUCUUCUUCUUCUUCUUCUUCUUCUUCUCCUCUCAUACACAAACGUACCGUUACAUUCGCCUGCAGAGGACUCCGGGAUGAUUCUGUGAAAUACUGAACUGAGAAGCACAACACUGAGUGAGGGCUCUGCUUUUGGAUUUAGGCUCCAUAGAAUAAACCUAAACAUCUUAGUGAAACUACAGUAUCAUAAGCAAAAAAAAAAAAAAAAAGGUCUCAAUGGACGAGAGAACCAUUGUUUUAUGAGAUUACUGGCCAUUUGACUGCAUUUCACCAUCAGACCGUCUGUUCACCAGCACACGAGCCCUGCAGCAGCACAUCGCACUCUGCAGCUUCUGACAGACGGUGGACGGCGACGCCGAGAAGGGGAGUGUCUGUCCUCGGUCGACUCCAUGGACCGUACACCCGCCGGAGACGCAAGCAUCGCUUGACCUUCACUCAGAAAGACAUCCAGAGAUUUUCACAAUAAACUGCAAAAGGUUUCUGUCAGCUGUGUCACAGAUAAUUACAAAAAAAAAAUAGAAAAUUACUUCCUCAGUAAAUGUUUUUAAUUGACUGUUGUAUUAGCCCCUCCAUAAUUUUCUUUUAUAUCAUUUUCGUUAUAUCCAGUCAUAGUUGUUAUUUUUUUUUACACCUACAUACAGUACAAAAAUACGAAAGCAAAUAACAGAAGCAGUGACUGUCGGUUUUAAUCCCGAGUCUGAGCUGGAAUCACUCAAAAAUACAAACAGCUUCAGGUCGUCUUUUAUCUCCUUCAAAAGCCUGUAAAUCCAGUCAUGAGUCAGACUUUGAAUCUCAGUCACGAGGAACGCGUCAAGGUCGCGGCGGCCCACGGCGUUGCUUUCUUCCCUUUCUCUCUUUGCGAAGUGCGCUGGUCUGAGUUCUUGCGUUGAUGUGGAUCCGGAGCGGAGGAUCACGCUCCGCAGAUUAAUGCAGCAGAGCUCGCAGCCUGGACUGCAGAGUGUGAGCAAGCGUCUCCGUCUCGUUUCAUCCAGACAAAGUCAUUUACGUUUUUAAGUAGUUAUGCCACAAGUUUUUAAAAACCCGUCCUCCCAGUCAAACGUCUCUGGGCCUGUGAACACAAGGCGGACUGGCGUUUUCAUUCUCUCCUCUUUGACUCUUUAACCAGUCAUAUAUUUUGGGGGAUACUAAACUGUGCGCUGUUUAAGUGCACUUGCAUGGUAUUUAUAUGUCACGGUGUCACGUUUUGUCCUUUGUUCUACUGACUGUAGGUCUUUGUGUCCCAUUUGCUACGAGAGAGACAUUUUUAACAAACCCCAAGAAAAGCAGGAAAAAAAGUGUUCAAGAACGGCAUAAAGUGAAGAUGUGCUCGCUACGAAUCGUCCUCGUGUUCAGUUUUCUCUGCUCCCCUUUUUAGACUUUAGGAUAGAAAUAAUUUUAAAGAAAUUUUGCAAAUAUAUUAAAAGAUAAAUGUUGGUGCUUGAUGUUGUGCCUCCGAUCAAACUUAGAAAUAAAUAUCUAGUAGAAGCUGUUGAAGGAAUUUCUUAUGGGAGAUAUUCUGAUUUGAGUGCCUUUGAUCUGCAGAUAAGAUCAGUGUUUGUUGAGAGGUCGGAAACACUUUGGACCCUGCUUCUUGCAUGAGGUGUUUAAUAAAAGAAAAAAAAAAAGUGCAAGCAAGAGAUGAUUAAAAACAAGGUCCACACUAUUUUACGUCUGAGGCUGUGUCGCGCUGCUCGGGGCUCCGGCUUUAUGUCAGAAGUAUAUAUACAGUGUCUGCCAUCUAAUGUCUUGUUGAUUAUAAAUCAUCUCAGUGCAUAAAAAGAAAACAAAUAACUUCUUCUUUAACACAGCAGUUUAUGUUUUUACAGACAAUAUGUGUCGAUGGUUUAAAUUCAAAAAGGAAUGAAGUGCUGAGUCUGUGGUUGGUCGAUGGUACGAGUGGGCCUUAUGAAACUGUUGUUACAGGAGACUGUUGAUGAGCUUUUUUGGGAUGUGCUUUUGCAGAAGCAAAUUUAGAAUUUUAUUUUUAAAGACUUUUAUGUUUCAUGAAAUCAGUCAAGUUCGACACGUUGCUUGAUGUUUUUGAUCCGAUCUGACUUUAGGGACUUGAAUUCAGGCAGCUAAAAUCUAACAUCCUAUUUCACAGUGCCAGCUCCUGUCAGUGUUUUAUAUUUUUGGAGCGUUCAGAUAGAAUUAUCACGGACCUGUCAUGAUGGGGAGGAUACUGGCUGUUGACGUUCACGUUAAAGUGCAGAUUUACAGUGAUGUGCCAGAUGAAUGAUUACUUUCCAGUCUAAUUGCUAUAAUUAAUAAAUCAGCUUGAUUGCUCGAAUUCAGAUACAAAGGACACAAAACAUGUUUACACUAUUUUCCAUGUAUUUUAGUAGUAUAUGCUAUUGGACACUGUCUGCUCAUGGUGACUUUUUUUUUUUUCUUUUGGUUUAUGGAGUUUUGUGGACCUCUGAAAUGCCAGGGAUUACAUUUACAUUUAUUUUAAAUAAUGCUAAACAUUUGAGGGUUGGAAAAAAAAAAGCCCCAAAAAGAAAAACACCCAUGUUUGAAUCCACUGCAGUAAAUGCAGAUUUA
This is a messenger RNA of Salarias fasciatus (jewelled blenny), 4203 nucleotides long. It is a transcript of the gene bpnt2, whose product is annotated as 3'(2'), 5'-bisphosphate nucleotidase 2. NCBI's taxonomy places the organism in Eukaryota, Metazoa, Chordata, Actinopteri, Blenniiformes, Blenniidae. Bases 416 to 1450 code for a protein of 344 amino acids. Gene Ontology annotation, molecular function: 3'-nucleotidase activity. The transcript has 8 exons. Gene Ontology annotation, cellular component: endomembrane system. Gene Ontology annotation, biological process: phosphatidylinositol phosphate biosynthetic process. The record is from RefSeq and is a predicted model, not a curated record.